GGGUGGGGGAGGGGGGACUUUUUAUUGAACGCGAUGCUGUAUUGUCGUCCUUUCCUCCUGACCACUACCUUGUCUCGGCGUUACCUGUAGGGGGAGCUCGCUCCACAUCUAAUCAAACUGGGUCAUCUUUUCGUCGCUUUGUGUCAGACUGGAAUCUAAACAGCGGGCAUCUGUCACCAUGAAGCGAGUGGGGACCUUCACGUAUAUAAGGAUCUUUUUAUUCUCCAUCAUGACAGGACUGGUUCUGUUUAUUCUUGUCUCCAUCAAAAGCACCAGCGUGCAGACAAACAGAUUAACAGUAGAAGAAGAAUGGCCACAGACAACAACAGAGUCCAUGGAAGAUAGCCUAGUAACAGCCACCAAAAAAUUUCACUACCCGACAAACCCUCCGUCAGCACCAAAGCGUCCUGAUGACCAGCCGUCCAGAAAGAACGCCUUCCGCCAACCAGAAGAGAAUGUCACCCAAAAGCCGGAGAAAAUAAAGCUGGGCUACAGUUAUCCCGAGUGGUAUUUGAGGUCAUGUCAAAGAUCGAUAACCUAUCACACGAAAGACGAGUUCGUGGGUGAUCGCCCUUUCUUCCCGCCGUGUGCUGCGCAGACUACGGGCAACAGGAAGGGAUUCUACCCCAUGAUAGAACCUAAGAGGUACCUACCGAACAGCAAGAACCCUUGCUGGAUCGACAAGCCUGGGGACGUGAGAACACUGCGCUGCAUCCCAUACUUCUAUGUGGCUGGCGUAGCCAAGUGUGGGACCUCUGACCUUUUCCGCCGCAUCCGACUCCACCCGGAAGUCAUGAAGGGUACGAUGAAGGAGUACCACUGGUGGGACCGCACCCGCUUUGGGUUUACAGAUGAAGAAGAAGAGGUAACAUUUAGACAGUACACGAUGCAGGUGACCGGCGACAACGGGCUGGAGAGCGUGCUGAAGGAUCUGAGGACAAACGGGUCAUCGAGGAGACUUUUUGGUGACGGCUCGCCAUCUUAUGUGCGGGACUUGGACGGUUGGCCACAGAUAGACGGUAACCAGGGCUGCCUUGAGCCGCGCGUCACGAUUGGCCAGCAGAUACGUCACUUGUACCCGGAUGCCAAGAUCAUCAUCAUCCUCCGACAUCCAACCCCAAGGCUGUACUCUCGUUUUCUGUCACGCAUACCUCGCACGCCAGACUUCAAGGAUGCGACGUCCAAGUCAUUUCACGAGUACGUGGUGAGGGCGGUGCGCCUGUAUCGGGAGUGCUUCGACCGCUGGUCCCUCCGCCACUGCGCCUACAACGGCACACUCUACGCCGAAGCAGUGACGCGUGUGUCUGAGGGUCUCUAUUCAGUCUUCUUGGAGGACUGGCUCCGGAUAUUCCCCCGGAAACAGAUGCUCAUACUGCGAUACGAAGACUACGCCCGGGACAUGGAGACAGAGCUGAUGAAGGUUUUCGACUUUCUGGGUACAGCCUCCAUGACGAAGGAGGAGAAAGACGUGGUGAUGGAGCAUGUGACGGUCAAUGUGGGCGACUUAUACGAGAAACUCGGUCCCAUGCUGCCAGAAACUAUCAGUGUCCUCAACGAGUUCUACGAGCCCUUCAACCAACAGCUCGCCCAGCUCCUCGAUGACGAACAGUUCCUGUGGAGGGACAUAACCCCCUGACCUAACCCCUCACCCCACAAACACCCGGGUGAACGUCCUACCCCUUGUUGGAGGAUACUUGACUUUCAAAGCCAAAAUAAAAAUAAAAUGAACGUGACAUAUUUUCAAUGUCCUGUCCAUCUGAGUAAGGGUGGUGACCACUUUUCGAAGUUUUUCACCAACACCAGUUUUUUUUUGUUUAAAGAAUGAAUUACAUGAAUGUUGAAGGUGCGAAAGUCUUGAUUAAAAUUAAAACUGUUGCUAUUUAUAACAAAUGUAUUUUGACAUAAAUAUGUAAGCACAUCGCAGCUACAGAUGUGCAUGAAAAUAACAUUGCAGUAACAAUAUUGGGAUUCAAUGAAUAAUCGAUGUUAGUUUUGAACCAACGAGCAUUUUCGACAAAACAAAGAAAUAAGUUUAUGAUCUUCGUGACAUGAAGUCCUACAACUAAUAAAGUGUUUUACACCUGC
Molecule: messenger RNA, 2085 nt
Organism: Pomacea canaliculata
Lineage: Eukaryota; Metazoa; Mollusca; Gastropoda; Architaenioglossa; Ampullariidae
Product: carbohydrate sulfotransferase 15-like
Exons: 10
Coding region: 179-1636 (485 amino acids)
Biological process (GO): hexose biosynthetic process
Molecular function (GO): N-acetylgalactosamine 4-sulfate 6-O-sulfotransferase activity
Source: RefSeq, a predicted model, not a curated record